Messenger RNA from Penicillium canescens, 255 nucleotides. RefSeq lists its product as uncharacterized. The transcript is spliced from 2 exons. The record is from RefSeq and is a predicted model, not a curated record. NCBI's taxonomy places the organism in Eukaryota, Fungi, Ascomycota, Eurotiomycetes, Eurotiales, Aspergillaceae. Bases 1 to 255 code for a protein of 84 amino acids.
AUGCCCUAUAAUCCUAGGACCGAUAUUAGCAGGACCUUCUACGACGCUGACAAUACUAACUUUGUGGUUAACGUGAAUCUUUUUGCGCGAAGCGAGCACGAAACGGAGGAUUCUAUCCUAGAAUACGAUGACCCGCUGCCUAGAACUCUGCUAACUACGCUAAUAGUUAACGGUUCUAAUGCCAAUCUAGCGGACGAUUCUGCUAAAACGAUAUUCGAAGAAAAUGAUGGCAUAGAAGAUGCUUCUAGAGAGUAG